Molecule: messenger RNA, 297 nt
Organism: Caenorhabditis bovis
Lineage: Eukaryota; Metazoa; Nematoda; Chromadorea; Rhabditida; Rhabditidae
Source: the annotation of a GenBank genome assembly
AUGCAAUUCGCCAACAUCACCAUAUAUCGUGAAGGCUAUGUCUUGGAUAUUAUGGACGUCCAAUGCUACACUCCGACGAAAAUCUAUAGUCUACAAUGUGAGCCCAAAGAAUGGUCGGACUCUUGUGUUCAGUCAACCAAACAAUUUUCGCAAUUCAAUUCGCCGUCGAUCAAGGAUACGCAUUUCGGGCUCGGUAAAUUGGUGGCAACCAACACCACGGACGCCAACAUCGCCAACAUCGAUGCCAUCAAAAUCGACUACUUCUAUUGCACCAUUUUCUACGCCAAUCAUCGCUAG